Messenger RNA from Triticum aestivum (bread wheat), 3006 nucleotides. RefSeq lists its product as uncharacterized. The record is from RefSeq and is a predicted model, not a curated record. The transcript has 2 exons. NCBI's taxonomy places the organism in Eukaryota, Viridiplantae, Streptophyta, Magnoliopsida, Poales, Poaceae. The coding region runs from base 303 to 2669 and encodes 788 amino acids.
CCCCUCGCCUCCAGAAUUGCCUCCAGAAUCGCUCUUCCGUUCGCUAGGGCUCGGUCGUCGCCGCCGUCUGGCGUCGCCAUCGCCGCCCGCCGUCAUCUGCUACUUGCCUGUCUCCAAACGAAACAAUGUGUCCAGGUUCACCUGGUCCCGAUCCAUUGGACAGCUUCUUUGUCAGGUUUCACUAUUAUGGAACAUUUUAGCAAGUGCAUGGAAAGCUGGAUUACAUUGGGGAAUUGGUGGUAGAAUUGCCCAUCCCAAGGGAUUAUUUGUCCUAUUCAGAAUUACGUAACUAUGCAGAAGAUAUGUAUCAGGUGGAAAGAGGUCACGGCAAAGGUACUUACACCUACAAAUUGCAUUGGUUACCUCCAGGAAAAAACCUCAAUGAUGGUCUGAUGUUCAUAUGUGAUGAUGAGUCAGUGAAGAGGAUGGACAUUGAAAUAAUAGAUGGCUAUGCUGAUGUUUUUGUUGAAGAAUUGGACAUGCCAAUUCAGCAAAACUUUGACAGUGAUAAAGAAAUGCACCAAGAACAAACCAUGUUAUCCGCUAGUGAUGAGCAAUUUGACAUAUGUGCAGGUGAUGAACAGAUUGACAUAUGUGCAGGUCUGUUGUCAGUAAAUGUAGGAGAAACUUACUCUAGGCACAGAGGGACAAAACUACCACUUAUUAGUGUGCAAGUUGUUGACACUGCAGUGGUUGAUGAGAUGUUCCUUCAAAAGGUGGAAGGUGCCGCUGGAAGUGCUCAAGUUAGUGCAUCAUCUGCUCAUGAAACACAAAGAGAAGUUUCUAGAAGUGCUACUGAGUUGGAGGCACACUUUACUGCAGAUGAAGUUGCUAGACCUGUUAAUUUGCAAGUCAGAAGAAGGGCAGUGGCACAUGAGAUUGCAACUGAACAUGUUCCAGGAACAGAAGCACCUCCUGUUGCUACACCAGUUAGUGUCGAUCAUGAGAUUGCAACUGAACAUGUUCCAGCAAUAGAAGCACCUCCUGUUGACAAAUCUGAUGAAGAGGACACUGAAUAUGAACCAAUACCUGAUUGUAGUUCUGGAGAAGAUUCAGAGGCAGAGGAACUGAGAAAACUUGCAAGAGAGAUUAGGAGGAAUGAGAGAGCUAAGAAGCUUGGACAGAGAAGUGGAAUUAUAAUGCAAGACAAUAAAGUGCAAUGUCAAUCUGAUGAGGAUUUGGAUGCUGGUUUCGAAACUCCAUAUUUUGACUCUGACGAGGAUGAUUUCUCUUAUGAUGAAGAAAGUGAUGGAGAAGGAGGUACCACUAUGGUAAGAAGGAAGAGCAAGUGGCCUAGGUUUGAUAGCAAAGCUGAAAAACCCAACUUUCAACUUGGCAUGGUUUUCCGAAGCAGAGAGCACAUGAAGAAAGCAGUGAUUUCCUAUGGAAUUAAAACUCACAGGCAUUUGUUGUUCAGCAAAGAUGAACAUGACAAAGUUAGAGCAUACUGUUCUUGGCCUGGAUGUAAGUGGGUCAUUUAUGCAUCAAGGACCACUAGACACAAAUGGUUGCAAGUAUCAACAUUUGUAGAUGAGCAUCAUUGUAUUCCAAGAAGAGACAACAAAUUAGUGACAUCUGUAGUUAUUGCUAAGAGGUAUGCAACACUGAUAAAAGCAAAUCCAACAUGGAAAUUGGAAAACUUGAAGCAAACUGUUUUGAAGGACAUGUUUGCAGAUGUCACUAUUGCACAAUGCAAAAGGGCCAAAAAAUUGGUGAUGGAGAAAUACAAAGAUACCACCAAAGGAGAAUAUUCCUUGGUUUUUGACUACCAAUUGGAAUUGCUGAGAACUAACCCAGGUAGCACUGUUGCUAUCAAACUGGCAGAUGAUGUGAAAGAUGGUGAGCAUGUUUUUGAGAGGUUUUACAUGUGCUUUGGUGCUAUUAAAAAAGGAUUUCUAGCUGGCUGUAGAAAGGUUAUAGGACUUGAUGGAUGUUUCUUCAAAGGAGCUUGCUUUGGUCAGCUACUUGUUGCUUUGGGAAGAGAUGCCAACAAUCAGAUGUACCCUGUAGCUUGGGCUGUCGUCGAAAAAGAAACAUAUGAGUCUUGGUUCUGGUUUGUUGAGAAGUUAAACAGAGACCUCAAAAUCAGCAAUCAAGGGGAUGGGUGGGUGUUCAUCUCAGAUCAGCAAAAAGGACUAAUAGGGGCUAUAGAGGAUAUUCUUCCAAAAGCAGAACAUAGGAUGUGUGCAAGGCACAUUUACUCAAACUGGAAGAAAAAACAUAAUGACAAAGAUUUGCAAAAGAGAUUCUGGAGAUGUGCAAAGGCUCCUAACAGGGCUCUGUUCAACUAUAACAGAGUAAGGUUGGCUCAAUUCACGGUUGAAGGAGCAAAGGACAUGAUGAACACAGAUCCAGUUCACUGGAGUAGGGCUUACAUGAAAUUGGGAAGCUACUGUGAUUCAGUUGACAAUAACAUGUGUGAGUCAUUCAACAAUUGGAUCAUGGAAUCAAGAUAUCUACCUAUUCUUUCUAUGCUGGAGUGGAUAAGAUGCAAAAUUAUGGUGAGGAUACAAGAGUGCAUUACCAAGUGUUUGAAAUGGUCAGGAAUCAUAUGUCCUAACAUAUUUAAAAAACUAAAGCAGAAUAUAACAAAGUUCACAACCAAGCUCAUUGCAUGUGUCACAACAAAGAUCAUUGGUUCAGAGAAGUGCUCCAGCCAGCAAGCCUAGAUCAGCAAAGGUUCAGAGAAGUGCUGCUACUCCAUUUGUUCCACCUAAACAAGUUACAAACUUGCCACAACAUUGUGUCUUCAAUCUAGCUGCAUACAAGGAGGCUAAAAAAGGCAGAGCAGGGCCUCCAGUUUGAUGUUGAACAAGUCUUUUUUGUAUCAGGAGUCAUGUCAUGUAAUAUAUAUGUUUAAGGAGUCUUUUUUGUUUCAGGAGUAGGGCCUCUAGUUGCAGUCAUGUAAUAUCUGUACUGCCAACCAACUAUAUAUCAGGAUUUUCACAUACUAUUUUGUUCUGGAUUGAACACCAACUAUAUAUCAGAAUUGUCACAUACAUAGAU